AUGGAAGGUCACAAGGUAGAAGAGGAGGGAUGUGUGGGGGACGAUCGGUUGUGCAAGUUUGAGGAGAUCCAUCCAGAGGUCAGACCAGAUGGAUCCAGUAAUGGCAACCCACCAGAGAGAUGUCCCCGUCCUUUGUAUUCCCGGGAUUCCACACAGGAAGGUCACACCAUCCCUCACCAUCAUCAGGUAGAUGGAUCCAGUAACGGGAACCCACCGGAGAGAUGUCCCCGUCCUCUGUAUUCUCAGGAUUCCACACAGGAAGAUCCCACCAUCCCUCACUAUCAUCAGGGGAAAGAGGUGAAAACCGAGGUUAAAGACGAAGAAGACAUAUGUGUGAGGAGAAAUCUGCCGUCUAUGAAGGAACCUGAAAUGAUGGUGACAACUACCAAAGAGGAAUCUUCUCUCUAUAUCAGCACAGGCGGACACGAUGGCUGGAAUAUUUCAGAAGGACAUCUUAUUUUACCUUCAGAUUAUAACGAAGAUGGUGGCCUGGCAUGUUAUUCUGCAGAAGGCCUUGGCACCCAAUAUAUACAUCACAGACUUGAUGAUCUGGAGAGCUCAGCAGAUUCUUUUAUUUAUGAGGAAUCCAACGAUAAACCUGAUGUCCAGGAAAGCUGCCACAGU
This is a messenger RNA of Staurois parvus, 624 nucleotides long. NCBI's taxonomy places the organism in Eukaryota, Metazoa, Chordata, Amphibia, Anura, Ranidae. The record is from the annotation of a GenBank genome assembly.